AUGGAUUUGUUAAAAAUUUUAGAUACCAAACCAGUUCCUGAAAUUGUGAAUAAAAAUUUCUUGUCAAUUUCAGGAAACACCUCUGGAGACUACUGGCUCCCAACCCCAAUGACUCUCUAUCAAAAAGAGCUGACAGACCAAAUUGUCUCGUUGCAUUAUUCAGAUAUAUUGAGAUAUUUCGAAACUGACGACUUUGAAGAAGAUGUAGUGAUGAAAUCAUUAGAGACAAUGUGUUUCAAUAGUCAGCUUGUUGCUACUCAUCCAUUUUUACUUAUUGAUCAUAAUAUGCCGAAAUCACUAAUAACCAAGGAGGUUUCUGCACAUUUAGCUGAAACUAGUGGUAAAUUCAAUGUAUUGAAAGAUCUUGUAAAUAUAUUGCAUGAAUAUGAGACUGACAUCGCUCUAAUUUGCAGAUCCGGCAGGACUAUGAAUUUGAUUGAAGCACUAUUGUUGGGCAAUAAGGUGAACAUUAAGAGAUAUGAUGGUAAUUCAUUAAAGACAAAACAGAAAUCCAGAAACUUCUCUAGAACUUUUCAUUUAUUUCCGUCCACUGAUUUAAAUUUCAAGAAAUAUCCAAUUUUGAUUAAAGAACAAUUUAAUAUGGUCAUUGCUUUAGAUUCAAGUGUCGAUACAAACUCUUCAGGAAUUGACUAUAUUAUUAGACAUGGCAGGAAUAGCACCAGCAUCCCUGAAAAAGCCCCAGUUAUAAGAUUAAUAUCAGUCAACACAUUUGACCACUGUAAUUUGUAUUUUAGCCAGAUAAUGAAGAAAGGAAGUAGAGAAUUUUUAACUUACGUCACAGCAGCAGUUGUGGUCUUGAGAGAUAGAGUGGGUGUUCUUCCACCAGAUUUAAGACCCGUCUAUUCUCACAAAUUAAAAUAUCUAAUAGAUUGGUUAGAGGACUCUUCUUUGCCAUGGCCAUUACCUGAUAUAUAUCCGAUUAAAAAAUAUACCCCUAUGGAUGUUGAAAGAUCUUUAUUGUUAGAAGUUCAUUAUAACCAAUACGAUGAUUCCUUAGAAUCUGCAUUCACUAAUAAUAAAAAAAGAGGGUUUUCCUCAGUUGAUAGAGAUUCACAAAAAGAUUUUGAUAUAAAGACAUUUUAUAAUAAAAAGAGGGUACAAAAUGAUUACUCCACUAAUCCGUUAAAACAAGAUAUGUCUCAAUUGACAGGUAUCACAACAAGUAAUAAUGUUCAUGGUAUUGAUUACCAUUUAUCUAGUGGUAUUUUGACGUAUAAAUUGAUUCAAUAUAUCAAUGAAUAUUAUGUGGAUAUAACUCUACUAAAUGCAGAAUUAAAAGAUUUUGAAGAAACCAAACCAAUACAGGAAAAACAUAAAGAAUAUCUUGAUAAAGACAGCAAUGAUGUUGGUGCUAAACUGAGGGAAUUGAAUGAGAAAAAUAGCAGUGAUCUUGAGAAGGCUGCCAAAUUCGAAAAUGAAAAUAAAAAACUAUAUGAAGAUAUAGAAAGGCUAGAAAAUAGUAUAGAAAGCAGUUUAGAGAUAAUCUCAUCUAAGUCAGAAACUUUAAGGUCAAUGAAAGAUUCAUUUAUAAAAUAUCACAAGCUACAGGAGGACCUUAUUGAUGCAAAAAGAAUGCAAGACUCAAAAGAAGCUGAAAAUAAAUAUAUGCAUAACGAGAUAUCGAGAGCCGAAGUCUCUAUUAAAGAAAAUGAAGAAGAAAUAACAAAGAUAAUCUCUGAUUCUGAUGUUCUAAGAAAUAAUUUAAAGAAUAAUAUGGAGAAAUUUAAAGAGAAGAAAGUUGCAGUUGAUGAACGAAUUGCUGAUUUAAAAGUUUCAUUAAAAAAAUCAGAAGACUUGAAGGAAGAACUUCAAGCAAAGCUAAUUCGAUCCGUUGAGAAGUUAAACAAUUUACCUACACCUAGAGUACGGGCAACGAAUAGUUCAUCUACAUCUGCUGGAAGAAAAUAUAAAAGUCGUAAGAAAUAG
Messenger RNA from Tetrapisispora phaffii CBS 4417, 1947 nucleotides. RefSeq names its product Hda3p (gene HDA3). Gene Ontology annotation, cellular component: nucleus; HDA1 complex. The record is from RefSeq and is a predicted model, not a curated record. Bases 1 to 1947 code for a protein of 648 amino acids. The transcript has a single exon. NCBI's taxonomy places the organism in Eukaryota, Fungi, Ascomycota, Saccharomycetes, Saccharomycetales, Saccharomycetaceae.